This is a messenger RNA of Antechinus flavipes (yellow-footed antechinus), 2260 nucleotides long. RefSeq names its product arylsulfatase A (gene ARSA). The coding region runs from base 137 to 1660 and encodes 507 amino acids. The transcript has 9 exons. Lineage: Eukaryota; Metazoa; Chordata; Mammalia; Dasyuromorphia; Dasyuridae. The record is from RefSeq and is a predicted model, not a curated record. Gene Ontology annotation, molecular function: arylsulfatase activity.
GCUCCCUCCGGUCCGGAGCCAGACCGGCAGCAGGACAGCGGACAGCGCCUCGCAGCCGCUGGGGCUCGUACUGGUCACUGCAGGCACGGGACUGUUCGAUCUUUGAGACAGCUGGUCAGUGGACAGAAGGCACAGAAUGGCCUCUUUGUGGCCCUUGAUCCUGGCCUCAGCCGUCAGCCUCGCCGUUGCCCGCCCCCCCAACAUCAUUCUGAUCUUUGCCGAUGACCUGGGCUAUGGGGACCUGGGCAGCUAUGGCCACCCCAGCUCAUCCACACCCAACCUCGACCGAAUGGCAGCCUAUGGCCUCCGUUUCACUGACUUCUAUGUGCCUGUCUCAUUGUGUACCCCAUCUAGGGCAGCACUGUUGACUGGACGGUACCCUGUUCGUUCAGGCCUCUACCCAGGUGUCCUCUACCCUGCCUCCCGGGGUGGACUACCCCUGGAUGAGGUGACCAUAGCUGAAGUCCUCGCCGAGAGGGGCUACCUCACCGGGAUGGCCGGCAAGUGGCAUUUGGGAGUGGGGCUCAACGGCACCUUCUUGCCCCCACAUCAGGGAUUCCACCACUACCUAGGAAUCCCCUACUCCCAUGAUCAGGGUCCUUGCCAGAACCUGAUCUGCUUCCCACCAGACACCCUCUGCUUUGGGGGCUGUGACCAAGGCGACGUCCCCAUCGUGCUGAUGGCUAACCUUACCGUGAAGGAACAGCCUCCCUGGCUGCCUGGGCUGGAGAAACAGUAUGUGGCCUUUGCCCAGAACUUCAUGGUGGAUGCUGCCCGCCAAGACCGGCCUUUUUUUCUGUACUAUGCCUCCCACCAUACCCACUACCCCCUGUUCAGUGGGAAAAGCUUUGUGGAGAACUCUGGCCGGGGACAAUUUGGGGAUGCCUUAAUGGAGUUGGACUCGGCUGUGGGGGCCCUGCUGAAUACUGUGGAGAGCCUUGGAUUAACCGAAGAAACUCUGGUCUUUUUCGCAGCGGAUAACGGCCCCGAGACCAUGCGUCUGUUCAGGGGUGGCUCCUCUGGAAUUCUCCGGUGUGGAAAGGGGACGACUUAUGAGGGUGGUGUCCGACAACCUGCUCUGGCUUUCUGGCCAGGCCACAUUCUACCAGGGGUCUCCCAUGAGCUAGCCAGCACCCUGGAUCUGCUACCUACCCUGGCUGCUCUGGCUCAAGCCCAGCUGCCCAAUGUUACUCUAGACGGAGUGGAUCUGAGCCCCAUUCUGCUGGGCACGGGCAAGAUCCCACGGAAGACCCUCUACUUCUACCCUCCAGAUCCUCAGGAGUCCCAAGGAGUCUUUGCCAUCCGACAUGGAAAGUACAAGGCGCAUUUCUUUACCCAGGGUUCUACACACAGUGCUAUGGUUCCUGAUCCAGCCUGCCAACCCACCAGCCCACGGAUUCACCACGAGCCGCCACUGUUGUUUGACAUGGAGAUAGACCCCGGGGAGAACUUUGAACUCCUGAAGUACAGUUCCAAGGAGGAGAUGGAAAAAUACCUCAAGGUCCUGAAGGAGAUUAGGUUACUCAAGACUAAAUUUGACGUUGCCAUGACUUUUGAAACGAGUCAGAUUGCCAAAGGUCUAGACCCGGACCUGGAACCUUGCUGCCGACCGACCUGUUCCCCCCGACCGUCUUGCUGUAAUUGUCCUGGCCCUCAUUAACACACUCCCCCACACGUGACUGCAUGGACUCAGAGUGAUCUUGAGGCCCUUGUGGCCCCAUUGACUACUAAUCCUUAAAACUGAUUUUUAAGGACUACUCUCUGAUUCCUGAGUCGGGGCACACAUCUAUCACGGGAACUCUACACAAAUCUCAACUCAGGUCACUUCACUGGAUACUGAGCAUAUCCCAGAAUUGGGGAAGAAGUGGGGGGGGGUCACCGACCAGUGGCUCAGACACCCCAGCCAGAACUUCCUCCAUGCAACCAGUUGAGGUAACAAUUUUUACACUAUCUUGCGAUCCCAAAGGAUGAGUUAUUACUUCUGAAAUCUUGAUGUAUCGAUUCCAAUAUUUACCUCUGUCUGAAUGGUGAUGCUUUGGGUUAUUGAAUACAGGUCAGAUUAUUGAGUUCAUUGUCAUUCAUGAAUAUUCAUGGGAGAUUGGAUAAAAGGUCCUCAGUGUUUUCUAUUAAAAAAAAAAAACUCUUUACUAAGAUAAUUAAUACAAGUAUUAAACUAAGCGAUAAUUAUGAAUUUUCCAAUAAAAUUUAAGGGAAAUAUCAUUUGGAACAAGAUUUAAAUAAAUACCAAUAUCAAAGCACA